GGGCCAGUUCGCUUCCUCACGGCUCUUGGGAUCACCAGGUAGCAAGGAUUUGGACUCUAGACUGCUAGACCGUGGCGGCAGGGCUUGUAUGCUAGCUUAGUCUCUAUUUGCACCGGCAACGAUGUUUGACAUGCAAGCAACGGACGUACUGCGCCGAGAUUUGCUUGCCCAGUGUCAAGUAUAAUGUUGGUGCCUGCGGGAUGUAAGGAAGAUUAAUUGCUUUUUACUGGAAAGUGCUUUACACGACUAACGACUAACAUGUUGACAGCGUGCAAGUUAACAGCGUACACACCUUUUUCUCAUGACGAGCUGAAGCAUUGCCAAUCAAGAGGUGGUCAAUAAAGGUUGUGUUGAUAGGAAUGAUUGUUGAAAGUGGGAUGGUAGCAUAGAACGGGCAUCCUGUCUUUUCCCUUCAAAUUAUCCAGGAAUACUUGUAGUUGGUUUGGGGCCUAAAAUGGAUCAACACGGUGCUUUUCUAGGAGGAGAUGAUCAGAUGUAUAUGCCAAUUUUCAGUAGAAUUUAGCACUUCGAUUUUGUGGAGUGCAAUUUGCUCGGAAACCAAUUGCAAUCGAGCUAUACAGUCAAGGUGGGGAGCUCAGAGGCAUGCUGCUGCGGCAGAAUUUGAACACUCAGGAACCCUUCCCAGCAAUUCUCUCGGCCAGAGACCCUUGCUGAGACAGGUGUGCGCUUUGGCCGCUUUGGCACGUCACUUCGAAGGGUUGACUGGGUGUUCACCAGGGUUCAUGCCUAACGCUUAGCCGCUUAGGGUUAACCCAACAUCAACUUUCAGCACAUUAGACUUUUAGUGCAAUUGAAUUUAGCGCUUGGCGGGACCCGUUUCAGCCCAACAUCGGUAUAAUAUAAUUAUGUAUAACUUGUUGUUGCGUGAUGGAUGCUCAAGCAGCGGUCCCAGGUGAAGGUGGCCUACUCCUACGUGAAGCAAAGGAGGUCAAAUGUUCAGCUGCACGUGACCUCCUUACGCCCUGACAACCCAGCCAUGGCAUAUUUCAAGGCAGUAGGCCUGGACGGGUGGAAAGUGCACCGCCAUGAGGAAAGCCUUUGGGAGCUUUUUGUGAUUGAAGACUUGAUCGUGUCUCAUCCUGUGCCUGAUGUGCAGACAGGACAUCAGUUGAGGUUCUGGAUUAGUAGUAUACAGCAUGCAUCUUUUCAUGCCUCUCAAACAGAUGUCCAGGUCUUAUCGCCCGAUGCGGAGGAGGAGCUCGACUGCAUUGAGGAGGACAAGAUCUACGUGAUUGGCGGGUUGGUUGACCGGGUGCCGCAGAAGAAGAGGAGCCUUUUGCAAGCUCAGGGAAAAGCAGGUGCCAUCAGCGGGGCUCCACCCCAGCUGCGACGUUUGCCGGUGAAGCGCUUUGCGAGCAAAGGAGCUUACCCCAUCCUCAACGUGGAUACAGUGGUGAAGAUUCUGGUGGAGAGAAGUGCAGGCGAGAUCUCCAUUCGAUAUGCCCACACUUCCCCCCACUUCGUCCAGCCCGCUUGCGACGUCAACAGAACCAUCAACUACAUCCACACAGCCUUCUGCAGUUACAACGGGCUCACAUUCCAGCACGCCCACGUUGACACCUACUACAUCUACACAGUCUUCUGCGGCUGCAGCAGGGUCACCUUCCAGUAUGCCCACAUUGACAACAACUUCAUCUACUCUGUCUUCUGUGGCUAUAGCAGAUUCGACUUUCAGUCCCCCCACCCUGUCACCAGCUACAUCCUCUCAGUCUACUACACCGGAGCCACGUUCAAGUACUUCCACCUCUUCACCAAGUACCUCGAAGUCGACUACGCCCACGCCACCAGCUUCGCCAUCCACCUCGUCGCUCGAAGUCACCGCAGCCGGCUCCCCGGCUUUGCCCGGUUCUACUUCGUGAAUUACCCGGACGAUGACAUCAAGAGAUACACCUGGUCGACAAUCAAUACAACCUUGUCAAUCUUUACGGCCGUUUUGGCUUUCAAUGGCCUGGAUCAGCUGAUGGUCAACGUUGUGGUGGCUCCAGUCCUGGGCGCAUUUCCAGUGGGUUCUCAGGAGCUUGCUCGAGUCCUUGUUGGCUUCGUAGCCUUCCUCGCUUGGUAUGGCAUCGCGCUUACAGCCAUCGCUUUGGCGGCUGGACUUAUGAAGAGGGAUGAUGCGGAGCUGAAGAGCCGAAGGACCUGGGUCAUCACUGAUUUCAUGCGCGGAGACCAUGGCACCGCGGUGAACGGGCAUCAGCUGAUCCAGAACGCGCGUUCCAAGGGCAUCGCCGAUGUGAGGGGCGUGGAGGCGCGAGGCACAGCGAAGUCCUCUACUUGGCACAGUGAAGUCCUCAUGCUGGCACGUUCUAAACGCAAAGUUCGCCCCUUUUGUGUUUCGACGGUUCCUCUCCUAGCUGGGCCUGGGGUUGUUCAAAGACAGGCUAUCCAAGAACAAGAAGACUUAUAG
This is a messenger RNA of Durusdinium trenchii, 2428 nucleotides long. The record is from the annotation of a GenBank genome assembly. NCBI's taxonomy places the organism in Eukaryota, Dinophyceae, Suessiales, Symbiodiniaceae.